UAAAUUGCUGUCACUAGGUGACACUAGCUAACUAGCUAGCACUCUCAACACAUUUUGAUGCUAAUGGGGAUCACGUGACGUCACGAAUGACACGUGUAUUCAAGAUGGCGGCCGCGGCGAUGGAGACGUGGUUGGCCCUGCUGCUGUUGUCCAUGUUGCCUGGAGGGGUCCAGCCCUUUUACGUGCCUGGAGUUGCUCCUAUGAACUUCCACCAGAACAGUGCUGUAGAGAUUAAGGCCGUGAAGCUGACCAGCUCCAGGACUCAGCUUCCCUAUGAAUACUACUCCCUGCCCUUCUGUCAGCCUGAUAAAGUGGUCUACAAAGCAGAGAACCUGGGGGAGGUGUUACGUGGGGAUCGUAUUGUGAACACCCCCUACUCGGUACUCAUGACCCAGGACAGGAAGUGUAAGGUGGUUUGUGCCAAGCUGAAACUCAACGUGCAGCAAAGCAAGCUGGUGGCUGAGCGCAUCCAGGAAGAGUACUAUGUUCACCUCAUCGCAGACAACCUCCCAGUGGCCACGCGACUGGAGUUCUACCCCAACAAAGAGGCAGAGGAGGAGAAGGAUGUGGUGAAGGAUGUUCAGUUUGAACACGGCUACAGACUGGGCUUCACUGAGAGCAGCAAGUUCUACCUUCACAACCACCUGUCUUUCAUCAUCUACUACCACAAGGAGAAGCUGGAGGAGGAGGAAGAGCACAACUACAGAGUUGUACGUUUUGAGGUGGUUCCCCAGAGUGUGAAGGUGGAGGACCUGAAGGCUGAUAAGGGGUUGUGUACCCUGCCUGAGGCCACUAACUCAGCUCCUCAGGAGAUUGACCCCUCCAAGGAGAAUGAGGUUCUCUUCACCUACUCUGUCCGCUGGGAGGAGAGCCAGGUGAAGUGGGCAUCUCGCUGGGACACCUACCUGACCAUGAGUGACGUGCAGAUCCACUGGUUCUCCAUCGUCAACUCAGUGGUGGUGGUCUUCUUCCUCUCUGGGAUCCUCAGUAUGAUCAUCAUCAGGACCCUGAGGAAGGACAUUGCCAACUACAACAGAGAGGAUGACAUAGAGGACACCAUGGAGGAGUCGGGCUGGAAGAAUGUCCAUGGUGACGUGUUCAGACCUCCACAGUAUCCCAUGAUCCUCAGCUCUCUGCUGGGCUCUGGCAUACAGCUCUUCUGCAUGAUUCUCAUCGUCAUCUUCGUGGCCAUGUUGGGGAUGCUGUCUCCUUCCAGUAGAGGGGCCCUGAUGACCACUUCCUGCUUUCUGUUCAUGUUCAUGGGUGUGUUCGGUGGAUACUUCGCUGGCAGACUCUACCGCACCCUGAAAGGUCAUCGGUGGAAGAAGGGUGCUUUCUGUACGGCCACUCUGUACCCGGCUGUGGUCUUCUCCAUCUGCUUCGUCCUCAACUGUUUCAUCUGGGGAGAGCACUCUUCUGGAGCUGUCCCCUUCACCACCAUGCUGGCUCUACUCUGCAUGUGGUUCGGUAUCUCCAUGCCGCUGGUCUACUUGGGCUACUACUUUGGCUUCCGCAAGCAGCCGUACGAUAACCCCGUCCGCACCAAUCAGAUCCCUCGCCAGGUGCCUGAGCAGCGCUGGUACAUGAACAAGUUUGUGGGAAUUCUGAUGGCUGGGAUUCUACCGUUUGGUGCCAUGUUCAUUGAACUCUUCUUCAUUUUCAGUGCCAUCUGGGAGAACCAGUUCUACUACCUGUUUGGUUUCCUCUUCCUGGUGUUCAUCAUCCUGGUGGUGUCCUGCUCCCAGAUUAGUAUCGUCAUGGUCUACUUCCAGCUCUGUGCGGAGGACUACCGGUGGUGGUGGAGGACCUUCCUGGUAUCAGGGGGCUCAGCCUUCUACGUUCUUGUUUACGCCAUUUUCUACUUUGUCAACAAGCUGGACAUCGUGGAGUUUAUUCCUUCCCUGUUGUACUUUGGCUACACGGCUCUCAUGGUCCUGUCCUUCUGGCUCCUUACAGGGACCAUCGGUUUUUACGCAGCGUACAUGUUCAUACGGAAGAUCUACGCUGCCGUCAAAAUCGACUGAGUUUGUUUCUGCUGCUUUUCUUUAUUUUUUGUUGCCACAUUUUCUUGUUCGGUUUUAAUUUUUGUCUUCUUCGUGUCCAGCAAACACUGACUUCUGUGUAUGGAAGGAAGGAAGCAUGAGGUGGGUUUUGUGGAACAGUGCCACCCACAGGCAUAGGGAGAGAACAGCAAGAUGAUGCUGCCUGCUAGCUCGACGCUCCCCCCCUCCCUCCGUUAUUGGUGUCCACAGAGACAGAGUUCCUCUGGGACAGUCCAUGUUUUUCCUGUGGUUCACCUUGGACGCAACAUGGGCCAAAGCAUGUCAAUUGAAUUGAGUCUCUGUGUGUUUUAGUGUCUCUGCUUUUUUUGGAAGUUGGACAAUCAAUGAAGUGCAUUGGUUCAGAACUUCACUUCGUUUUAAAAUCAGUUCUCUGUAAAGAUGUUUUAGUCUGACCUAUGUCUCUGUUUCUUUCUCGCUCUCUCUGUCUUUCGGUCUCUCUGUGUCUGUCGGUCUCUGUGUGUGUGUGUCUCUCUGUCUGUGUGUUAGUUAGUAAGGUUAGUUUAUUUGAGUUUAUAAUCUUUAUUCCAGAUGGUUGGGAGGUCACAUGGUGGUAAUGGCACUAAAAAUUAUUUUGUUUAGUUUGGAAAUGGAAAUGUGACAUUGGAACAAGGAUAUUACAGUAUUCUGUUUUUAUUGCGGUUUCCAUGUCCUGAUGUGACCAUUUCAACCACAACUAAAAAAAUCAGAAUCUAAAUGUUUUUCCUGGAGAGAGAAAACAAUCUCUCACAUUGAGGUAACCGAUUGUGUAAAAGGAAAUUCUCCUCCGUGAUCAAUUAAUCUGAUGUUGCUAGGGAAGUCGAGGCUUAAGGUGGUUUUAAAUAUUAAAUGUUAUGGAACAAAAAAAAAAGUCAAUGUUGAUGGAAAAGUAGCAUUUCUCAUCUUCAAAUCACCUUUUCUAGUUUAUGAGCUUUAGCCUUAGGGAAAAACGACUUGUUUAAAAACGGUUGGACACCAUUACAUUACGAGUCAAUGUAAACAGCUCCAUGGUCUCACUGAACUAUGCAUUUUUUUUGAGGGGGGGGAGGGGUGAGAUUGAUGUUUUGUUUUGAACACCUAGUUCAGUGAGACACACCUGCUAUUCUAACAGAAGUUAUCGGUGUCGGGUUAUCCCUGAGCAUCAAUGUCUCUACAAGGAUCGCCUUAGCAACACAGAGUUCUGUCAAUGAGCCUCUGAAUGGAGCACAGUUGUUUCCCAUAAACAACCUCUAAAUUAAGGACGCUUGUGUUUCCCAUAAACAACAGGCCCAAUCA
Messenger RNA from Oncorhynchus mykiss (rainbow trout), 3314 nucleotides. Its product is annotated as transmembrane 9 superfamily member 4. NCBI's taxonomy places the organism in Eukaryota, Metazoa, Chordata, Actinopteri, Salmoniformes, Salmonidae. The record is from RefSeq and is a predicted model, not a curated record. Gene Ontology annotation, cellular component: membrane. Gene Ontology annotation, biological process: protein localization to membrane.